This is a messenger RNA of Sphaeramia orbicularis (orbiculate cardinalfish), 6947 nucleotides long. Its product is annotated as neural cell adhesion molecule L1.1-like. The coding region runs from base 431 to 4303 and encodes 1290 amino acids. Gene Ontology annotation, biological process: axon guidance; brain development; cell-cell adhesion. Gene Ontology annotation, cellular component: axon; plasma membrane. Gene Ontology annotation, molecular function: cell-cell adhesion mediator activity. NCBI's taxonomy places the organism in Eukaryota, Metazoa, Chordata, Actinopteri, Kurtiformes, Apogonidae. The transcript is spliced from 29 exons. The record is from RefSeq and is a predicted model, not a curated record.
UGUACCACUGCAGCAUCAGUGCAAAAAAGAAACGAGAAAACGCUCGACUCAGUGGACAGGGCGGGAAAAAAAACACAUACAGAGAAGAUACAGCUGUGUGAGGAGGGAACAGAAAAGGGAUAAGAGGCAGAGGAGGCUGAGGAAGAGAGGCGACACCUGCAGAGUCAGAGUGAUCAGCUGGAGAAGGGAUUGUGGGCCUGACAGAGGGAGCACAGCCUCAUUGAAAGCCUCACUUUGGACUGUGAAAGCAACACACACUCGCCAACUUAAAACACACUCGUGUUUAGACACCUCCGCUCUCCAGAGGGUCUGGCUGGUCCCCGGAGUGUGUGUCUGGCGGUGUGCAUAAACUGAGAGGGUGUGUGUGUGUGUGUUUGUGUGUUGAUGAGUGUGUGGGUGUCUUGCGUCACUUUUGAUGGGACAUUGAGAGAUGUGUGUGUCACAGCGUCGGUGGACGGGCUAUAGGGGGCUGUGCUCCCCCACCCUCCUCCUCCUCCUGCUCCUCCCCAUGUCCUUCAUCUUCACCACGCCUCCAUUCGCUCAGGGAUCGCUCCACAUCCCCAAAGACUAUAAAGUGCAUAACAUAUCGCAGCCUCCGGUGCUGACAGAGACGCCGGAAUCAUACACAGCCUUUUCUCCAGAGGACAUCUAUCUGCCCUGUGAGGCCACCGGUAACCCAGCACCAACUUUCCGCUGGGUGAAGGAUGGAGAGGCAUUUGGGACGGAGACGCAGGGCUCUGGGACGCUGCAAGCUGAUCAGAAUGAGACCCUCAGCUAUUACCAAGGCUUCUACCGCUGCUACGCCUCCAACACCCUAGGGACCGCCAUGACACGAGUCAUACAGGUCAUCGUGGAGUCCCAACCAGUUCUUCUGAAACAACAAAAAGUACAUAAAAGAGCGUACGAAGGGGAAAGCAUCAUCCUGUCCUGUAACCCUCCAGAAAGCUCCACCCCUCCUCUCAUCCACUGGAUGGACAAGAAGAUGGUUCACAUCAGGCAGAGUGAAAGAGUGAUCGUCGGCCUGGAUGGCAACUUGUACUUUGCUAAUCUUCUGAAGACUGAUAGUAGAGAUGACUACAUCUGCAACGCCCAGUAUGCAGCUGCCAGGACUGUCCUUCCUGAGUCUGCUGUCACACUCACUGUCAUGCCCAGUAACGAUGUGCUACAUGGUAAAAAACCCCACCUCUUCCAUCCCACUGGCUUGCAUUCCUCUGUGAUGGCCCUGAAGGGGGACAGUGUGACCCUUGAAUGUAUCCCCAAAGGCCUGCCGACUCCAAAAGUGGAAUGGAAGAAGAAGGAUGGUAAACUUGACGAAACCAGUGGGCAAGUGGAUAACCAUGGGCGCUGGUUGUACUUCGAUAGCAUCACCCAGAAUGACGACGGAGAAUAUGAGUGUCGAGCCUUCAACAGCCACGGGUCCACCUCACACUCCUUCAGUGUGUCUGUGGAAGCGUCGCCCUAUUGGGUGAAGGAGCCCCAGAACCUGCUGUAUUCUCCGGGAGAAACGGUGCGACUCGACUGCCAGGCUGAAGGCAUCCCCACCCCGACUGUCACCUGGAGCAUGAAUGGUCAGCCCAUCACAGAAGUGGAUGACGAGCCUCGUCGGAGUGUGUCAGGUGGUGUGUUGAGACUGAUGGACGUGGAAUUUGGUGACACUGCUGUGUAUCAGUGUGAGGCCACCAACAAACACGGCUCCAUCCUUACAAACACAUACCUCCAUGUUGUUGAGCUCCCUCCACAGAUCCUGUCAUCUGAUGGAGUCGUAUACAAGGUCACUGAGGGUGGAGACAUCAAGAUGCACUGUGAAUCCUUUGGAUCGCCAAAACCACACGUCACAUGGGAAGACCAGAACAUGGUUCCACUACUGUCACACCCUCGCGUCGACCUGCUGACCAAUGGAGCGAUAGAAAUGUUAAACGUCAGUCAUGAUGACAGUGGAGUGUAUACCUGCUCCAUCAAAGACGCCAAUAUCUCCAUCAAUGCCUAUUUAGAGGUCUUUGAUCGAACAGUGAUAUUGACGAGCCCCCAGAACGUUCGCGCCCUCAGAGGAUCCACUGUUCUGCUGGACUGUCGCUUCUCCAAAGACUCUAAGCUGCACGAAUACCAGAUAGUCUGGAGGAAAGACGGAAGCAAAAUACAGGAGUCCUCACCAGAUGACGAGUAUACCAUCUUUGAGAAUGGAACUUUGAAGGUAACAAAUCUUCAUUCAGAACACACGGGUAAUUAUUCCUGUGAGGUCAUCACUUCCUUGGACCAUGUCAAGUCAAGUGGCUCCAUCACUGUAGUUGCCCCACCAGAUCCUCCCAGGGACUUGUCUGUGUCUGAAAUUGACCCUCAAGGUGGAACCCUUACACUCAGCUGGACACCCGGACACUCACACAACAGCCCCAUCAUAGAGUUCAUCAUUCAGGCCCGUGAGGAGCAGCACACAGAGGAAGGACAGUGGAGAUGGGAAGAGUGGAAGAAAACCCCUGGGGAUUUCAGUGAAGUGGAGCUGAAACUCCAACCCUUCUGCACCUACCGCUUCCGCAUCAUCGCUGUGAAUGAACUGGGCCACAGUGAGCCCAGCAAACCGUCGGAACACUUCAGCACGCCACCUGCUGUGCCUUACAGUAACCCCUCUGGUGUACGCAGUGAUUCCAAAGACCCAGGGACUCUUAUCAUAUCAUGGGAUGAGAUGGACAAGCGCUUCCACCACGGCCAGGGUUUCCAGUACAAGGUGUUUUGGCGGGAAGCUGAUGGGAAGGGUGUCCACUGGAACCACGGCUACACUACUGGUCCGCCCUUCUUGAUCAACAACACAGGAACCUACACGCCGUUUGAGAUCAAGGUCCAGGCUGUGAACUCACUUGGAGAAGGACCUGCACCCGUCGCUGAGAUCGGACACUCUGGAGAGGACUUGCCUAUGGAAGCCCCCAGUGGAGUUUCAGUGACUGUAAUGAACAGCACAGUCAGAGUGAAGUGGAAUGAGGCCCAGAAGGUCCGAGGUCUGCUGCUGGGAUACAAGAUCUACAUCAAGAGGCUGGAGCGUAAGAUGGAGCGGCGCCGGAGGUCCCUCGGACAAAUGUUUUAUGAGGAAGAGAGAUUGGAAAGACCUGAGCAAGAGGAGAGGAUAGUGGUGGUCCAUGGCAUGAAGACCUCGGAGGAAGUCCCAGGUCUGCGGCUCUUUUCACAGUACGAGCUCUCUGUCACAGUUUUUAACAGUAAAGGGGAGGGUCCACGCUCUAAGGUUCACCCCUUCAACACUCCAGAGGGCGCACCUGGACCUCCUGCAUCGCUGACCUUUGAAAGCCCAACGGAUAAAUCACUGAUUCUAUAUUGGACUCCUCCGAUUGAGAGAAAUGGCAUCCUGCUGGGAUACAUAGUCCAGUACCAAGAGGAGGUGGAUAACAUCGGUGGUGAGGUGCAGAUGCAGUUCAUCAGCGAUCCCAGUGUGACACACCUUGAACUGAAACCGUUGGACCCCAGCAGUUAUUACAUCUUCAACGUGAUGGCUCGUACAGCUGCUGGAGAUGGACCGCCCAUCACACGAAGGGGCGCCACAUUGUUGGACGGAGUCCCUCCAUCAAAUAUCACCAUGUUUUCUGGCGACACUUACGUCAACCUGAGUUGGGUUCCAGGUGAACGAGACAGAAAUUACGCCUUCCACAUCAGCUUCACCAGGUUAAAUGGUGGUGGCAUUCAGUGGCAGAACUCAGAGGUGGUGAACUCCACACAGGGUUUCUACACGUUAACGGGCCUCCAACCUGGAACAGACUACCACCUUGCGAUCUUCCAAGGCAACUCCACUCCGCAUUGGCAGGAAAAGCUUAGGACCAAUGGACCAGAGCUAUCGGAGAUGCCUGGUGGUUUUGCAACCCAGGGUUGGUUUAUCGGACUCAUUAGUGCCGUUGUCCUGCUUGUGUUGAUACUGCUCAUACUCUGCCUCAUCAAACGAAGCAAAGGUGGUAAAUAUGCAGUGAAGGACAAGGAAGACAAAGAAGUGGACUCUGAAGCUCGACCAAUGAAAGAUGAGACAUUUGGAGAGUACAGAUCUCUGGAAAGUGAUGCAGAUGAAAAGCGGUCGGACAGUCAGCCGUCCCUCUGCGGGGACAGUAAACUGGGCAGCGACGACUCUCUGGCUGAAUACGGGGACAGUGUGGACAUCCAGUUUAACGAGGACGGCUCUUUCAUUGGCCAGUACAGCGGCCGGGGGCCUGUUCCCCAUGGCAACGAGAGCUCUGGUCCCGCCUCACCCGUUAACGCAGUCCCACCUCCACCCAUCGCUCCAUCCAUGUCAACCAUCCUGAACCGACCCAGCUAGACCCACACAAACCUAGACACACACCCAAUAAAUACACCAACACACACACACACACUGUCACACACACUGACAACACACAAAGGAUCAGACCACUCCUGACUCCACUGCCUGUAAUGUCAUACAUGUUGUCCAACACAUACUAUUUCAAAACAUUCCACAGGUUUAUGCAGUGAAGAUGUUUACAGGAUGUCUCGCCUUCUCUACUCCAAGUUUACACACACACACACAAACAGAAAAAAAACACACACUCACAGACACGCAACAUUAAAAACCCGUCACUCUUCAAUGAAAAAGAGAGAAAGGCAGAGGGAGGUAGAGGACAGGAAAGGACGCUGACGGCUUAUGUGUUGAAGAGUGAAAUGAAGGGGAGAGAAGUCACACCGUUUCUUGUAUCCCCUGCAUUAUUUCAACCUGUAUAAACAUUUAGAUAUCAUUUAAUCUCACAUUUUAAGUCUUUUUUUCCAAUGUUACCUGAUAAAGUCUUAAUUUUCUGUUCAUUUUUCACACUUUUUUGACUGUCAUUGUCAAAAUUCACCACUAUAUGUCUUUGUUUGUGCACUAUUUAUUUGGGUUUGUAUGCAUGCGUCUGGGAAUGAUUUUGCUCUUUAUUGAUGCGUGUGCGUUUGUCAGCCAAAACCUAAGAUGCAUGCCCCCUUGAGGCAUUAAUUACAGUUAGUUCGGUUGGUACUGUAUUUAGCCUAUGAGUUUUUAAAGAGUGUAUGUGGGUGUGUGCUCGUGUGAUUGUUUAUGCUCUCCGUCGCUGCCCUGUAACUUGCACCGAUGGGAGAACUGUUGCCUUAAGAGAGUCCAGUGAAUCCUCCUCUCCUUCCUCUUUCUGUCCAUCUGUCUGCCAAUCAUCCAUUAUUCCCCGCACCCAUUUCCCUUCUCCAUCACCGUCCUGUUUACUCCAGCAGGGAAAAGCAGGACCCGAAUGGGAUUACAGACAGAAAGACACUCCUAUGCACACACAUUGAACACACUCUGAUGUAAGAGCAGAUGCAUACACGAAGCGGAGGUCUGUGGAAUCCACGGGGAGAGUCGGUCCUCUGUAGCAAAACCCAACUGGACCCUCUGAAGAAGAGAGGGAGGAUGGAGGAAGAGGAGAAAAAACAAGGAGGAGAAAUAGAGAAUCUGACGUAUCGUUUUCUGAAUGUAAAUAGAACCUUGAGAUUGUCAUUUUUUUUUAAUUUUCAUCGCUUCUUUUAUAAGAUGAUCAAAUUGUAACUUUUUUAUGAUUUGUUGCUCUGUUUGCUUUUGUACUGCAGCAUUCCUACGCUGAUCUGCUGUAGCCUUUGUAUCAUACAAACCCCACCCACCGUCACCAUCGUCUCCUCUUAGGUUCAUCUUUUCCGCUCGUGUUGCUUAGUAGUCCAGAGACAUUUAGAGAAGACUAGAGUAAUAGACAAAGACCACCUUUCCCGUCAUCGAGUUUCUUUAUAGCGCUUAGAGAUGCAGCAGAAAAUAUUGAUUAUUAAAAAGUUAUGUCAUAAAUGUUAAAAAUUACACCACCCGCCAAGGCAGUGCUUUCUAAUGGACAAUGAUGAAAUGGAUUUAUGUCUUCUGCAGGUCUAGAUGGGACCAGUAUUGGAAGUCCAUCUACUAUGAAUAAAAGGGUUUGUUGUGUUGCCUUGGACUGACAGAUGAUUUUCCAUGUUUUUGGAUGCGGUUCUGAAGUUUUGCUCUGACGCGGGUGGAGCAGAGAGGGAUCAGAGAGACAAGUCUGAUGAGUUCAGAGAAAAUCUGAAAAAGAGAGCGGGUUUCCCAAAAGGAUCGGACUGAACAGAAAUAUCACAGCAGUAGAAGAUGCCCUGAGUUUGUGCCAAGCAGUGCAUUUCAGAUUCGACACAUUUUCAUUUUCUGAGCUGUUUAAUCAGUCAUUGUCAUCUGUGUGUCCCCGAAUAAUAAUACUAACAAGAUGUUGAGCAUUUCUUGCACUGUUUUGUUUAGGAAUUCAACUUGCUCUUUCAGGACACGUGAAAACAACCCAGCAUUUAUCAAUCAGUGUAAUAACUCAUAGUCUAACCUCAAAAAUGUUGCCUUGUCUCCCGGACCUCGGUCCAGCUUGUCCCUGGACCACCCCCCCUUCCAAACCCCCCACCCCACCCCAGUCUCUCUGCUCCCGUUUCUACGGCCCUGUCCGUCUGACCGUCUGCCCUCCCGUUUGCCUGUCUGUCUGUCGCAGCCUUCUUUUAUAAAUAUAAACAUGUUGGGAAUAAAAAAACGCAACAUAAAAAAAAACUACUUAAAAAAAAAAAGACAAAAAAUUUAGUUAUAAAUAAUACUACUGCUAUGAUAACAACAACAGUGCUAUUAUCAGUUACGAUGACGUGUUCAGUAUUGUCAUCAGUAGUGAUGAUAUGAUCAGUAACACAGUUAAAUAAAUCACAGUAUCACAGGAUCUAGCAGGGAUUUUUACAAGAUUAUGCUGGAGGUGGGAGGGCGGCUGUGAUGUGUGUGUCUGUGUGGAGGCCGGGGGAGGGGACACACACAUAUGCAGAAGGGGUCGGGAUGGUGGAGGGGUGUACUGCAAUAUUGAGGUGUGCUGAUGUUGUACCUGCUUGUUGCAUUGUGCGCUGUACUGUAUCCGACAAACUAACCCCAGACUGUCAACUAAUAAAUAAACAUGGACUACGCAUAUCCUGAA